CGCCGUUUUCCUCCUUCGAUUCCCGGCAAAUGGAACAUUUUUUCUCUCAAAACCUUCAAUUUGUACUUUUAUUUACAGUCAAAAUUAAUGCUUGACUCACCUUCGUCCUUGUCUUCCAUUCAAUCAUCAUCUUCUCAACUGCUGUCCUCGAUUCUUUGAUAUAGAAUACGAUCACUUUUGUGGUCGAUUCCACCAUGAGGUUCCCUUCACAGAUCCACAUCACUCGCCGGAGAUUUCCCUUUUCCGGAAUUCCGCCUCCGAAGUGCCACCACCAUCACCAUGCCGCAUCCAACGUUUUCCUAUUCAAUCUCAAUCAAACCUCCCAAUUUCACGGCUACCCUUUUCGUUUCCUGGGCUCUCGACCCGUUUCCAGCAAUACCCAGAAAUUCUCUUUCCUGCCUAAUUCGGGAUUUGGCCUGUCCGGCACCUUCUCAGGGCGUAUCUUCGAAUCCUUCGUCGCACCAGCAGUAAGGUAUCUCUCGACGUCGGUCGAGACCCGUGUAAAUGAGACCAAUUUUCAGAAGAUCUAUGUGCAAAACGGCAUCGACGUUAAGCCUCUUGUUGUUGAACGAAUUGACAAAGAUGAAGGCAUUGCUGGUGAAAAGGAUUCCAGGAUUGAAGUCCCUUCUGAUGACAAGGUUGUGAACAAGGAGGAUAUUGAGGGGAUAAAUGGAGUCAGCGUUACUAAGAGUAAUGAAAAGGAGGAGCAAAGUGAAAUUGAGAAGGAGGGAUGGAGGCUGUUGGAGAAUGCAGUUGUGAUGUAUUGUGGGUCGCCGGUGGGAACGGUGGCCGCAAAUGAUCCCGGAGAUAAGCAGCCAUUGAACUAUGAUCAGGUGUUUAUUCGUGAUUUUGUGCCCUCGGCUUUGGCCUUCUUGCUUAGAGGAGAAGGAGAGAUUGUGAGGAAUUUUCUCCUUCAUACACUGCAGUUGCAGAGUUGGGAGAAAACUGUGGACUGCUAUAGUCCUGGGCAGGGAUUGAUGCCAGCCAGUUUUAAGGUUAGAACGGUCCCGCUUGAUGACAAUAAGUCUGAGGAAGUCCUAGAUCCAGAUUUCGGUGAAUCAGCCAUCGGGCGUGUUGCUCCUGUGGAUUCUGGAUUGUGGUGGAUUAUUUUGUUGAGGGCAUAUGGAAAGAUCACUGGUGACUAUACUUUGCAAGAGAGGGUAGAUGUUCAGACGGGCAUAAAAUUGAUCAUGAACUUGUGUUUAUCAGAUGGAUUUGAUAUGUUCCCUUCUCUGCUAGUCACUGAUGGAUCCUGCAUGAUAGAUCGACGGAUGGGUAUUCAUGGCCACCCUCUUGAGAUUCAAGCUUUAUUUUACUCUGCUCUACGAUGCUCCCGUGAGAUGCUUGCUUUGAAUGAUGGAUCGAAGAAUUUGGUGAGGGCCAUUAAUAAUAGACUCAGUGCACUGUCAUUCCACAUCAGACAAUAUUACUGGGUUGACAUGAAAAAGAUUAAUGAGAUAUACCGUUACAAAACAGAAGAGUACUCCUUGGAUGCUACCAAUAAAUUCAAUAUCUAUCCUGAACAAAUUCCUUCAUGGCUUAUGGAUUGGAUACCAGAAGAAGGUGGGUAUCUAAUUGGCAAUCUACAGCCAGCACACAUGGAUUUUAGGUUUUUUACACUUGGAAAUCUUUGGUCCAUUGUAUCAUCUUUGGGAACCCCAAAACAGAAUAGUGCUAUUUUGAAUCUCAUUGAAGCCAAAUGGGAUGAUAUUGUCGGGCAUAUGCCUCUUAAAAUAUGUUAUCCUGCAUUGGAGUAUGAGGAGUGGCGAAUAAUCACUGGCAGUGACCCUAAGAAUACGCCUUGGUCAUAUCAUAAUGGUGGAUCUUGGCCAACACUUCUUUGGCAGUUCACAUUGGCAUGCAUUAAGAUGGGCAGAAUAGACCUAGCCCAGAAGGCAGUUGCUUUGGCUGAAAAAAGGCUUCAAGUGGACCGUUGGCCAGAAUAUUAUGACACCCCAACUGGGAAAUUUAUUGGAAAACAAGCUCGACUCAACCAGACAUGGACCAUUGCUGGUUUCCUGACCUCUAGAAUGCUCGUAGAGAAACCAGAACUAGCAUCCCUGUUGUUCUUGGAAGAAGAUUACGAGCUUUUGGAGAUCUGUGUUUGUGGUCUUAGCAAAAGCGGCAGGAGGAAAUGUUCUCGUGGUGCUGCUAGGUCUCAGAUUCUUAUCUAAUAGAGAAAACCACUCUUUUCCCUUUCAAAGGCAGAAGGCCUUUGUCCUGAACACCCAGAAGCUUAGCUUAGGACAAUUAGAAAAAGCCAGAUGAAAGAUCCUAAUGUAGAAUGUAGUAGUAUACAGAAUAUGUAUGUCACAUUUUUUAGCAUACAUAGUUUUAAAGUUAGAUCCAAUCAAUUAGAAGUUGAUAGGAGUUGGAAAUUUUGGGUGAGUAGGAGUGUAAGGAGGAUUAUAUUAUGUCUCCUCCCCUCUUCCCCAGGUCAUGUAAACUGUCUGUACAUAUAUUAUUUAACAGUUAAGGAGUGCAACAUUACUAAAUUCUUGUGUUCUUU
This is a messenger RNA of Rubroshorea leprosula, 2509 nucleotides long. NCBI's taxonomy places the organism in Eukaryota, Viridiplantae, Streptophyta, Magnoliopsida, Malvales, Dipterocarpaceae. The record is from the annotation of a GenBank genome assembly.